Messenger RNA from Zonotrichia leucophrys gambelii, 6724 nucleotides. RefSeq lists its product as uncharacterized. The transcript is spliced from 5 exons. Lineage: Eukaryota; Metazoa; Chordata; Aves; Passeriformes; Passerellidae. The coding region runs from base 1 to 1008 and encodes 335 amino acids. The record is from RefSeq and is a predicted model, not a curated record.
AUGGAAGCGAUUCUCGAGGAAAGAAUAACAAAUUGUGGGAUCUCAGCCGCAGGUAGGAGGAGAGGGGCUUUGCCCACGCAGGUGGAACCCAGACAAGACCGCACCGAGGAUCGGGAGGCUGGAACCAGCCCGGAGUGUUGGACGGCGCCGGGGGCUCAUCCCGGCAGCCGCGGCCGGGGGAUGACGCUCCCCUCGAGGCGGAGGGGGCGCGGGGAGCCGGGACCGAGCUGGGGGGAGCCGGGGCAGCUCCUGGUUCGGGGCACGGCGGGGACGGGGUUCGGCUCGGGGGCAGCUCCUGGGAUCAGGGCUCGGCUCGAGGGCAGCUCCCGACGCGGGGCACGGCGGGGACAGCGCUCGGCUAGGGGGCAGCUCCCGGGGACAGGGCUCGGCUCGGGGGCAGCUCCUGCAGGCUGCGGGUGGCGCAGCACCAGCCUCUCCUCCUCCUCCUCCUCCUCCUCCUGCGCCCGCAAUCCAGCGAGCCACGGCGGCGAUUCCGACCGGGUAAGAACAUACCUGCCCCCCACCCUCGGCCAGCCCUUUGUUUCUCAUCUUUUUAUUUCGUAUUUUCCGCAGCCUUGCUGCCCGCCCUGCGCCGCUCUCGCUCGGAAGGGAUGUGGAGAUCCCCGAACAGGGAAGCGGAUUUUGGGAGCGACCGUGCUGCGGGGAGAGGGGAUGGGCGGAAAUUCCCUCGCUCAUCACCCGAGCCCCUCUCCUGCCCGGGUGGCUCCGGAAUGCGUGCGGAAUUUUGAGCCUGGCAGGUUGAGGUUUCCAGAAUCUGCUGGGGAAAAGUCGGAAACCGCAGGAACCCAAGAUUCCUCUGGCAUCGCAUUGAAAACAAAGGAGAGACGUAGUGUGUGCCUGGGAUGGAUCAACAGCGCCGGGGAGCCCACGGGCAGCAGCACCAGAGCGGCAGAGUUCGGUACUGCAAUGUCCAUCGGACCUUUCCAUCGCAUGUGUGUGACAGAGGAACCCACAAAAUGUACAAAAAGAGAUUUGCUGCUAUGCUAAUGCCUUUCUGCUCUUUCCUUCAGGUUUCUUCUGCUCUCUAGUGAUGUCCUAGGCUGAACUUGCUUUGCAGCUCCUUCACACCAAAGGGAGCUUAAAUCAGCCAAGGAGGGUUUUGAGUCUGACCUACCUCACCCUCCCAAUGAAAGAGAUUGACUUCAUUAGUCCCUGGCUCAGACACUUCACAAUAAGGUGGAGUCUCUAUUCCAUACCAUCCAGAGGUGCAGUGGACAUAGCCUGCUCUUUAUUUCACUGUGCUCUCUUUCCCUCCCUGCCACCUUCUUUCACCUACAGAGCAGGACACCUUGGUUUCCUCAGGUAGCAUCAACUCUUCUGGUUCUUUUCCACUUUAAAUUGAAAAAGAAUAUUCUGCAAUUAUUUUCACUUCAUAGAAUCACAGAAUUAUGGGAAGGGACCUUAAAGAUCAUCUAAUUGCAGCCCCUUUACCCAUUCCACUAGAACAGGCUGCUCAGAAAUGAUUGUGUCCAUUACCAAAAGGCUAAAAAAGUUACUUUGGAAUUGCAACACAGAUCUUUCCCUGUGGUCAGCUCCAAGAGCUAAUUGCCCCACAGUUUGAUUUGAGCCCUUAAAAUCAUUCUGAAGCAGAGUUAAAGGGUUGUGGAGGAUUAUGAUGCCUUUUGUUCAGUGGUGUUAAUAACCUGUGGCCUUAAAAUAUGAUAUUAUAAAAUCUCAUUUUAGGGCAGAGUACUGAAGUCACAAAUAAUGGAACAAACUGUACUGAAAGAGGCAGAAACUUAGAUCCCCACCAAAAAUGCUAACUCCAGAUUGGGACCCUGUCUGCAGAAGAUUCGUGUGAGGGAGAAGUGGCACAUCAAAUUCCCUCUUCCCAAAAGCCUUUUUUGACCACUGAAUUAGAGGUCAUUAGAGUCCUUUGUCCUGUAAAUCUGCAUUUAACAGCAGUGUAUAUCUGUAUAAACACAUUUUAACAGCUUAUCCCAUAACUUUUUUUUUUUUUGUCUACUUCAUAUGAUCGACUACUUGGUUCUCUUUCUUCCAGAACCUGCUAAAUGCUUCUCUUUAACUACCAAAAAAUGUAAUUUAUUAACGCAGCUCUGUAGCUAGUCUUAGUUUGCAACAGGCAAACCUAUUAUGCAAACAAUACUGUCACCUUCUUGCAGUGACUUCCUUCUCCCAGCUUUAAUGAAUUCCCUGCAUGCUACUCUGCUGUAAAUUCUCCAUCUAAAAAUUCCAUCCACUGUGUGAUGUGUCAGGGGAAACCACACUUGACUUUUGAAACAGUUGGGAGGAGCAGAAUGAUAACCUACUAAAGUGCCUUGCCCUUAACAGAAAUUAUGGCAAGCAAUUAAAGUUGGAGCAAAAAGACUUAAGCUUUGGACUGCUUAUGUUCUUAGUGCUUUAACUGAGGUGAAAUUUUUUUUUAGAAGUCUGAUUUGAAUGUCAAAUUUGCAUACUUAUCCAGAAAACACAGGGAGUGCUUAAUUGCCUGUGUCCAGCAUUCAUAUUUUGCUUGGGAAGCAAUGCUUCACAUAUUCAUGAGUUUCAUUUCUAGCUUCUGUUUGCACCCAUCAAUUGCCCUGCAUAUCUAAACAAGGCCUGUAGUUGCUCAUUAGAGAAACAAAUGCGCCAUAUUUAGAAUAUCCCAGAGACACCUGGUCACAGAGGAGAUGCUUCUGCUCCCUUGGUGCAGUGGGUCUGGCUGGGCUGUGAAAUAAACACGGGCAGGCGACCUCUCUCCUUUUAAUGCCUUUAUUAAAAGUGAUCAGCUCGGGUGAGGAGAACCGACUGGUCUGGGCUCACGCUGCCACUGCUCCCAGGAGUGACUCGGAGGAGGAGGAAGAGUGCAGCUUCGUCCACUGGUCUGUGAGCGGAGCUGGGGGCUCGGUCCUCACGAGAGUAUAAAGACAUUCCCCAAUUUUUCACUUUAACAUUUGAGGUCCUCUGUCCUCUAGCUGACAUCUUUUAGGUUAGGGUGAAGAGUAAAAAAGGUCGUAGCGGAAACUAGAUUCUGUUCCUCACAUCACUUUGAUUUGUCAAUUUUGUGCUGUCUCGUUGUUUAUAGGGGGUUUUGGCUACGUUUGGUGAGGGGCUUCUCCUGUUGCAUGCUGGUUCCGAUGUCAUUUGCAUGUACCCCGAUGUCCCCUCCUCUUCACCGUCCUUGGGUGCCAUCCUCCAGGAAGCAGCAGGGUGUCACUGGACAAAAGGGGGGAAUUCUGAACCAUCAAGGACAGGUAGUUAACGAAAACGACAGGUGAUUACAACAACAAACAGUUAGAGCUCCACCCUGGCAGACACUGGCCCAGCCUGUGAACUCUGCAACCUUUAAAAAAAAUUGGCAGCUUUUCUACUCAUAUCAGGCAGGGUUCAUGCUGCCAGAGCAUCCCUCGGUGCUGUGCUUUGCCCUGGGAGCUGGAAGGAGCAGAUAACACAUCAGCCUUGGCUGCUGCUGGGCAGGGCUGGCACAGCUCCACUCUGUCUCUCAACAUUCCCUGCCAUGGAGGGGCAGGGAGAGAGCACAGCCACGCCAGCUGCCCCAGACUGACCAAAUGGGCAGUCCAGAGCAUUCAGGCACAAAAGUUAAGUGGGGGUGGGGGAUUAGGGAGGAGGAUGUGUUAUUUUCAACAUUUACCUUCCAGAGCAGCAGCUCCAUGUGCUGCAGUCCUGCUUCACAGGAAGAAGCCAGACCUUGCUAGCUGGAUAGAGCAGCUCAGUGGGCACCUUGCAUUAACAGAGAUAUGAUUCACUUGAUAAAAUUAUGCCCACUGAGUUUUUCCUCCCUUGCAGAGGUGUCGCAUGCACAUUUUCUGAAAAAUCCCUUCAUCCAGGAUUUUUCUCCUGGAAAGCUGAGAAGAAGGAAAACAAUAAUCAUCUGAUUUGUUUCUCCUGUGUUUCGCUCAUGUGGAAUGUGUUUGGAGAUUGUUUACCCACAGGUGAUUGUUUCAUUGGAUUCUGCUGUGAGUUGUUUUGACUCUUCGGCCAACAAGUGCCAAGCUGUGUCAAGACUCUGGAGAGAGUCAGGAGUUUUCAUUAUUAUCUUUUUGGCAUUGAGCUCUUGCUGUCAUUGAAACACCAGUUUCCUAGAGAGAAUAACCUCUUAGAAGAAGUGGUAUUUCUCCACUAGAAGGUGUUAAUUGCAAGACCUGUAAGCUGAACUCAGCAGACAUAGCCAGACAGAUAUGUCUAGGAGGAACACAAAAGCACCUGAGAUGUGGAAGCACAAACUUCUGUAGGGCCUGCCAGCUUCCUGAGCCCUAUUCUUGAAAGAUUAAGAUUUAAGAUUUAUUCUGUUGAACCUUCCCAGCUGCUGUCAUCUGUGCCAUGUGAGGUUCUCUUCAUGGCUGUCCUGGGACAGGCUUGGUUUACGCUUGUUAAUCCUUGAGGGAUAUAAGGCAAAGGAUGUCUGCUGUCACACAGUGUGAGAGGGAAAAUCAGCACUUCAAAGUGCUCCCAACCUUGAUAUUAAAGCUGAAAAGGUCAGCAGGAAAGGAGUUAUCUUCAAAUCCAUGAGACAAUGACAACAGCAAUGUGCUGCAAUACAUUCCUCACUCUAUUACUACUUUUUUGAGUUCAGACAUAUCUUGCCAAUGUUUCAAUGACCAAUAGCUAUGCAGGGAAAAAGAUGGGUUUGCCAUUUUUAAAAUAUCUUCUGAUGUAUUCAGGUAUUUCUUCCACCUAACUGGACUUAAUCACACAAGAGUCUCUGUUAAUUUCAAGAAAUGUUUGUAGAGAAAAAGGUAAAGGAGCGGAUGCAUUUGAAAUCAUGUUGAAGUGUUGUGGUGGAGAUUCCUGUGCCUGUUUUUCUUUAGAAAAAUAUAUUCAGUUACUGAGAAGGCCUAUGAAAGUAGUAUAAUCUGUAUUUCUGUAGUUGAUAUGAUGGAAAGAGAAUGGAGGCCCCUCUGCCACAAGUGCUGACUUUACAAGCAGUGUGAGGAGCACUGACCUCUGCAGAUUUGUAGAGGAAUUGAGGUGUAAUUUUAGUGUGCUUGUGUUUAAAUAAAGGAGUCAUGCACCUCCUGUUGCAUUUUAGCCCCAUGUGACCUCAGUAUUGACACACAGAGCUAGAAAAAAAUCCUACCAUUGGUGCUGAUAGUCAGAAAGGAGUCCCUUCCAGACCAGGCAAGGUAUUAACACAAAAAGCCUCUUCCUAUUCAGUUUGGAUCUGAAAUGCAUUUGAAUUCAUGGUGUAGGACAGAAAAAGAGCUGCAAUUAAUAGAAGACCCCUCAAUUAAUUUUCUGUGGCACUCAUAAAAGAACAAGACCCACAUUCAGAAAAAAAUGAGUGUUUGGAAGGGUGGUGGAGUCAAGUAAAGUUCAGAUGAUUCUUUGCAGAGUCAAGGAAUUGCAAAAUAGAAAGGCAGAGUUUUGCAAAGUGGCUGUGCUGUGAAGAAAAACUUGUAGAGAAUGCAACUUGCAUUUAGAAAAUAGAUUAUUUUACAGAUAUUGGUUCCAUUUGAUAGUCAUUCCCUGAAUAACAUCUGCUGCAUUAUCUCAAUAAAUCUGGUUAUCUCCCACAGAAACGAGCUGAGCAAAAGAUCUGCAGUAAGUUUUGAAAAUAACCUUUGUUAUUAUGUGUCAUUAACUCGUAAGAAUCAAACUACAUGGCCACUAAUGACACUGAACAAGAACAAUACAGUUUCUUGAACAUUCUGUUCCAUGCAUUUCCAGUCUCUAGCCUGCACGUAAAAUACAGCAAUUUUACAAGCAUUUCUCAUUUGCCUAGGCUAUGGAGUUAAUGAGAUAGAGAAAGCAUGAAGAAUUUGUAUGGAUGAACUCCAUUUACCUAAUUUUCAACCCAAACAUAACAAUAUGAAAAAUAAGUGUUAUGUGUAUAAAAUUGUGUGGGGUGUUUUUGGUUUUUUUUGUUUGUUUGUUUGUUUGUUUGCUUUUCACAGUUCUUGUCUUGCAGCAGUCUGGGUUAAGUCAUUGUGGCACACAACAGGUAAGUGUCUUGUCAACAGCCAUCACCCUUUUGACAUUUCUCCCAGCUGCUGGGGAGUAGAGCAGGGAGAUAUCAGCUUCUCUUCUCAGUCACAAUAGAAAGGAGGCAGUAAAAAAAAAUAAACAAAGCCAAAACUUCCUCUUCCAUCAUUUAUUUGAUUAUGUUCUCCAUUUGUCAGAGCAGCAGAGCACAAAGGCCACAUGGAUUUUGUGAAGCACUCUGGCUUGUAAGCAUACAUUUAAAACUUCAGCAGAUGAGGAUGGCUCCGUGGCUUUAGCAUGUGUUUUCAGCAAAUCACAUGCCAGCAGGAAUUUAUUCUUUUGAAGUGUUGCAAAAUGCCAGAGCCAUGUUUCAGUUGCAUUUCUUCAAAUGAGGUUGGAGAGAAAGUAAAUGAAAUCUCAGAACCUGGUUCAAAAAGACAUAAGCUCAGUUUCAAGUUAGCUGUGUUGAUUUUGCUGAACCCUAGAAAUAACAUUCACUUUGUGGCAUAACUCUGACACAGCAGAACACUGUCUUGUUCCUAGUAGAACAUUAAGAAACCAGACAUCCAAUCUCUUGCUUGUUUUUUUAUCAGAUAAAGACAUGAAAUGUACCACUGCCAAAGUGUAUUAACAUGGGAUAAUGUCAAUGUCCCUAUUAGGUGUACACUUUAAAUGACAGAGUAAAAAAAACCCUAUAAGGAUAACAACAGCACAACCCUCGGGAAAUAUUCUCACUGAGAACUACUUGGACAGUCUAGAGGAAAUGGAAGGUCUUCUCAACCUGGAAGUUAUUGGGCAAUUAGUUGUAUGUAAGUCUAUA